Molecule: messenger RNA, 738 nt
Organism: Pelobates cultripes (western spadefoot toad)
Lineage: Eukaryota; Metazoa; Chordata; Amphibia; Anura; Pelobatidae
Source: the annotation of a GenBank genome assembly
AUGGCGCCGAUGUAUGCGAAUGCAUACAUGCAUAUUUUUGAGAGAGAACACGUCCUACAUCCAUACAGAGAACGAAUCGUACAAUAUGUGCGCUUUAUCAAUGAUAUUUUGAUUUUGUGGAAAGGCUCAAUAGCCGAGGCUGAGCAAUUCGUGAAGAAUGUCAACUGCCUCCCCAGUCCUGUUAAAAUCACGGCAAACAUCAGUGAUACAAUGGUACAGUAUCUGGAUUUGGAGAUUCUCAUUAAAGACAAGAAAAUAGAGUAUCAGCUUUAUUCAAAGCCUACUGAUAGAAACACCAUACUGCACUUUGAGAGUGCACAUCCUGAACACAGUAAGAAAUCCUUACCAUACACUCAAUUUUUAAGAGUGUUUCGGAAUAAUUCAUCGGCUGAACGGGUUGAAAAUCAAGUGGAUAGCAUGUACAAUAAAUUCCUCAUGAGGGGAUACAAUCGGCACAUACUUGAUGCAGCUUUAGAUAAAGCAAGAAUGGAAAUGGUGAACACUGUGAAUGUACAGCAACAAACAAGGACAACAAGAUUGACUUUUCCAAUGAAAUUCAAUUCUGCUAGUUCCAAACUUGUUCAAGCUGUUAAGGGGAACUGGAAUAUUUUAACGGGAGAUCCAACUCUGCCUACAAUAUUCUCUCAAAGUCCAAUGAUAUGUUACAAGAGGGAGAAAAACUUGCGAGACUUGUUAGUCCGCACUGAUCCAGAACAGUUAUCUGCGGAAUCAGAAUAA